UUAUUUUAUAGCUGUAAAGUACAAUGGAGUUUUCGGUUCACAAGGUCAGACCCUGUUAACCGGUAAAUAGUGUCAUUACCUCAAGUGGCCUGCAUUGUUAACUUGUGUUGUCCUCUCUCAGGACUACAGACGUGCCAGUGCCAGCUUCACAAACGUCAGUUAGACCCCAAAUCUUCAAAUCCUAUUAAUAAGCUAUUUAUAAUUCUUUAUUUAACAUAUCCAUGGCCACUGAUAAGUAUUAAAAGUAAAAAAAUAAUACUUUGAGACAAUAUGUACGUGGAAAUUCCAAAGUUUGAAAGAUGUUGUUGUUGUGUGCCUCUGCGUUGUGGGAUUCUCAUUUUAGGAUAUUUAAGCUUGGGUUUCGCUCUAUUCGCCCUUAGCGUGGACGUAUAUUUUAGCGAAGGCUUUGAUCUGUCAAUGCACACGUUCGGCGUCUACAGAGGCACCUCUUUCAUCGCCGAACGAUGGCUCUUCUUCGUCAUGUAUUGUGUGGAGAUCGCCUUCAUCGUGGUUCUACUGAUUGGUGUUCAUACGAGGAACUCUCGGCUAAUGCUGGUGUACUACUACUACGGGAUCACGACAACCCUGGCGUCGCUGGUCACAUUCGUGUUCGUGAAUAUCCAGGAGUUCCACACCCGCAUACCCCUGUACUUAGUAGACAUCGCCAUUAUCUUUAGUGCUAUAGUGACCCAGGCAUACCUGCUUUUACUAAUUCGCAGCGAGCUAGAAAAACCGCGUGAGUCUCUUCGGUUUGUCAACCACCUCGCGGAAGUCUGCGUGCAGCAACCGGCAACCAACGGCCUAAAUCCUUUAUAACUUUAUGUAUGAAGCGCUUUAAUUUAUUCUUAGGCACUAUAUAAACCGCGAACCAGGAAUAGAUUUCCAUGACCAAUCGCCUCCCAGACUCUCGAACUCUGAAUAUCAGUGGUUAACGGCUAUGUAUGAUGAACACUCGUGGACGUCAGCUGGCGCUCCGUUGGUGGGUUGAGGAAUGGCAGCCACGAUAGCAUCUAAACUAUCAUCUGACAAAGUAUCUGCCGGGAGGCGAUGAAUGACGAUAUUCCUGGCCCGUGGUCUAUAGAAGUAUACGAAAAAAAAAAUAUUUUGUUUUAUCCUUAA
This is a messenger RNA of Cydia pomonella (codling moth), 1119 nucleotides long. RefSeq lists its product as uncharacterized. The transcript is spliced from 4 exons. The coding region runs from base 271 to 816 and encodes 181 amino acids. NCBI's taxonomy places the organism in Eukaryota, Metazoa, Arthropoda, Insecta, Lepidoptera, Tortricidae. The record is from RefSeq and is a predicted model, not a curated record.